AUGUGGCAAUGCACGAGGGAGCUUGACACUCGUAUGCAUUUGCACAUCAUCCACGAAGACGCUGUGGAACGUGAUGUUGGCGCUUGCCAAGCCACCAGGCUGCAUGAGGCUAUCAUCGUUGAUCCCAGAUCCCUGGGGAUGCGCAUUGAUCAGGAGACCUUGUCGGACAAUUCCAUUGAUAACAGAGGGCUCGCCGGCCCAUUGAACAUCUUGUCGGACAAUUGA
Ramularia collo-cygni is the source of this 225-nucleotide messenger RNA. RefSeq lists its product as uncharacterized. The transcript has 2 exons. The record is from RefSeq and is a predicted model, not a curated record. The coding region runs from base 1 to 225 and encodes 74 amino acids. Lineage: Eukaryota; Fungi; Ascomycota; Dothideomycetes; Mycosphaerellales; Mycosphaerellaceae.